AUGAAUCAACACUCCCAGUCCAAGAAGUCCUUCAGCUGUGAGAAUUGUGGGAAGAGCUUCCAGUGGCCUUCCGACUUUGCUAGACAUGAACUCGCUUGCCGUAGGAGAUUAAGGACAGACAAGAGCAUCCAAUCCCAGAAGUCCUACGUCUGUGAGACAUGUGGGGAAAACAUCCAGUCAUCUACUAACCUUGCUCAUCAUAAAUGCUCUUGCAGUGGAGGGAAGAUAAAGACUGACCAGAACACUCCCUCCAAGGCAUCCUACAUCUGUGGUCUAUGUGGGAAGAACUUCCAGUGUCGUUCAGACCUUGCUAGACAUAAACUCCCUUGCCAUAGGAGAACAUUAAGGACAAGCAAGAAGUCCUAUGCCUGUGAGAAGUGUGGGAAAAACUUCCAGUCAUCUACUGUCCUUGCCUGUCAUAAAUGCUCUUCCUGUGGGGAAAAGGUAAAGACUGUCCAGAACAGCCCCGCCAAGGCAUCCCACAUCUGUCGUCUAUGUGGGAGGAACUUCCGGUGGCCUUCAGACCUUGCUAGACACGAACCCGCUUGCCGCAGGAGAACAUUAAGGACAGGCAAGAGCACUCAGUCCCAGAAGUCCUACACUUGUGAGAAGUGUGGGGAAAACGUCCAGUCAAUUACUAAACUUGCUCAUCAUAAAUACUCUUGCUGUCACGGAAAGGUAAAGACUGGCCAGAACAGCCCCUCCAAGGCAUCCCACAUCUGUGGUCUAUGUGGGAGGAACUUCCGGUGGCCUUCAGACCUUGCUAGACAUGAACCCGCUUGCCGCAGGAGAACAUUAAGGACAGGCAAGAGCACCCAGUCCCAGAAGUCCUACGUUUGUGAGAAGUGUGGGAAGAACAUCCAGUCAAUUACUAAACUUGCUCAUCAUAAACGCUCUUGCUGUGGAGAAAAGGUAAAGACUCACCAGAACAGCCCCUCCAAGGCAUCCUACACCAGUUGUCUAUGUGGGAAGAAUUUCCAGUGGCCUUCAGACCUUACUCGACAUGCGAACACUCACUCUGGAAAAGCAUUAACAGAGCAGAGCACAGCCUCCAAGGAGCUUGACAUUUGUGAUCACACUGGGGAAGGCUUUGACAGUCUUGCCCAACAUAAACUCAGUCACCCUAGGGGGGAACAACAGAUUGAAGCACCCGGGCACAACAGCCAGACAGCAGAACAGAGCAUCAGUAUCCAUAAGCCCUUUCUUUGUGACCAGUGUGGGCAAGGCUUUCCGUGGCUUUCUGACCUCAUUCAACAUUUGAUUGUUCAUCCUGGAGAGCAACUUUAUGGCUGUGACGUUUCCCACUUGCAACCGAUAAAGAACAAUGAAUCACAUCAGGAAAAAAAUAAGGAGGAAGGCCAGAGUAAUUGUGAGGAAGAUGUCCCUGUGGAGAACAUCUCUGGAGAGUAUCUGCAACACUUCCCCCCCCUGUGUUCUGGGGAACCUUGCAAACCUUUAGCCUGUCAGAAAGCCUGUGAGUGUGGCAAAUGCCAUUUUAGAGCACACAGUGACCCUGAAGUGCUUCCACCAAACAUUGUGUGGGAAAUUGGGGUCGAGGGCUUGCCUCAUCCCCUGUUCCAAAUGCAGCCUUCUGAGAGUGGGUACGGUGGGACUGAUGGUGAGAACGUCAACCCACAGCCCACCGAGCUGUCUCCCUUCCGUGUUGACAUCAAACCCAGCACUGAGUUGACCCCCAUUUUGAGUUCCCGUGAGGCAGUCUCUGUGGAGUGCACUGUCCCAAGCACCUCAAGGGGACUACAGAGGAAGGCUUUGACUGAAAGCAUCACCAGUUCUACUGGGCAACCACAAGCUGUGGCCAGUCAACACCCUAAGGUGCCCCGAUUCCUGAGCACUCCAAGCCUGUUGAUGGAGGGAUCUUCCUCACUAGUGGAAGGGGACAAGCCUUAUGCUUGUCCCAAGUGCCCAAAGCAGUUCAGCUUGACUUCAUACCUGUCAAAGCACCUGCUCACCCACCGGGCGGGGAAGCCAUAUAAAUGUUCCACCUGCAGUAAGGUCUUUGCCCAGCGUUCGUAUCUGACCAAGCACCAGGAGGUGCACACAGCGAGCUUGGAGCAUGAAUGCCUCGUUUGCGGAAGCUUCUUCACGCGGUCUUCGUAUCUCAAGAAGCACAUGCGCAGGCACAAAAGGUCGGGCCAGCCCAAAUCUUAGGUGGCAGGCGAUCGUUGAAGGGAAGCAAAUUGACAGUUAAUUAGUACAGCUUUACAGCUGUGGCAGGCCCCCUUUUGGAUGCACCAUAACAUUUCAGGCCUCCUCUUCUCCUCCUUCUCCUUCUAAGUAUGUGCAUUGUCUUUUUUAUGUGUGCAGUGUGCUAAAACUCUCCCUUCGCUGUUGGUGUAUUGUGAUUGGCUGAGUGGGUCGAAAACACACAUGUCCUGAGCUUGAUUGGGUCAGCUGAGGGUCAAUAGAUAUAUCCUUGUUUUUAUGGCCCUGAAGCUCCCCUGAGGGACAUUAGAGAAACCUCAGACUCAUGCCCAGUAUGUUGGGGUCCUUUACUCUGCCUCCAUCAAGCUAGGGAUGAGAUGGAACAGAGGCAAGCAAGCAGCCACAUUGAGGACUGCUUAAGUUAAUUGGCUUCAGAUUAAUUGCAUACCACAAAAAACCAAGGAUGCCUUUGUGAGGAUUCUGAAGGCAGGAGACAGCUUAUUUAUUUUAGGUGUGAGAUAACUUGACAGUGUAAAGCAGGGGUCAGCAACCUUUUUCAGCUGUGGGCUGGUCCCUCAGACCAUGUGGUGGGCCAGACUAUAUUCUGAAGAAAAAAAUGAACGAAUUCCUAUGCCCCACAAAUCACCCAGAGAUGCAUUUUAAAUAAAAGGACACAUUCUACUCAUGUAAAAAUAUGCUGAUGUAAAAACACACAAUCCGUGGGCCGGAUUGAGAAGGCGAUUGGGUCGUAUCCAGCCCAUGGGCCUUAGGUUGCUUACCCCGGUGUAAAGACUUAUUAUGGACUGUCAGAAGGAAAGACCAAGUUGAUUAGCGCCCACUCCAUUCCAUUUUGGUAUGGGGAAUGUUCAUCAAUACAAAAGAAGUGUCAUUAUUUUAAAAAGUACCAUCUCUGGUACUCUAAUUUCAGCAAGUUGUCGUCUUCUCUUCAUAACCUGGUCCUCAAAACUACAGGGUCAAGAAGAUGAUAUCACCACUGGCAUCAUAGACAAGUCAUAAUUGUCACCUUAAAAUAUAUGCUUCAACCUUCUGGUUUGCUGAAACAGAGCAGCCCUUCCCCUCCCAGGCAAUACAUAAACAGAACAUACAGGGCCUCGACCAUCUGCAAGCCCAGGUAAACCCAGCUUCUGGCUAGGGUUGGAGAGAAGGGGCUCAACUUUCUGGUUCUAUGUUUUAUGGAUGCAGGAAUAUUUUUUUCUUUUUUAAAAUGAAAGCUGAAAAUUCAGGGGAAAGACCUGAAAAAUCCUCGUAGGGAUUGGGCUUCAGUGCAAUGGCUCUAAGGCAAGAGAUGAUCCAAAGUUUAAAGGGACACUUUGGGAUCAAGAGCUUUCUGGGUUUACCUUGCAGAAAGUGACGAACAUACCAAUGGAUCUUGGAGACCCUAAGACUUAUGCUGCUUAAUCAUCCUUUGUUAUAGGGCAGUCUCCUACUUUGUCAUAGGUAUGAAGUACAGUAAUACAAAGCAUUUUGGAGGAGAAACCAAAUGGUGUUGCAGCUGAACUGAAACUGCAAGCUAUUUGUAAUGUGUCUGUUACCCAUGAAAUGACAGGUUGAGAAAAUGCUGUUCUUAUACUGCUUUAAAGUAUGUUCAUUAUUGAUGCUUUAAAAUAUGUUUGUUAUUGAGGUGUUUGCUAUCUUGCUUCCUGAAGGGCAGUUUACAAAUAAUGCAUUACAACGGAUACGCUUUGGCAGCAAUCCUGUGCCAACUUUCCUGGCCGUAAGCCCUUUGGACAAAGUAGGUAUUCUACAUAAACACAUAUAGGAUUGCAUUGUUCAUAUCUAGCAAGAGUCUAGAGUGAGAUUUCAUUAUUUCAAAAUGCCUCCCCCACCCCCAUGAUCUCCAAAGAGGUAGCUGUGUUGGUCUAUUGCAACAAAAACAAAGAGCCUUUGGUACCUUAAAAUCAUUUAUUAUGUUAUACACUUCUAGGUAUAAACAGGAGUGCCAAUCUGAACUUUUGACAUGGUUUAUUACUGCAGGUCAUGGCAUUAGUACAGUUGGUAUCAUUCAAUAUGAAACAUACCCCUAAAUGAUCUUUCCUGAGCGUGGUCUAGUUCUUAGUGCAAACAUGUCCUGGAAGCCACUUACAAGGAGACUUCCAGAGCUCCUAAGACUUUUAUGUAAAGGUCAGCACAAGUACUGCACUAGUUACCAGCAAAAUUUAAGCAAUGCUUCCUGUAAAAUAAUGGAUUCCAUAGAUUAUAACCAUUUUAAUCAUGGCUCACUAGAAUUAUAGUCUUUCAACUACCAAUUUAGCAGAAUCCAUGAAAUAGGAAUCGGGCAGGAACUUAAUAGCAAAUGGGUGAUAGGAACAAAGAAAUAUAGGUAUUCUAAGAAAUUACUCAUCUCAAAGACCCCUUCUCCUUUCUAUUAGGAUGCAUUGGCUAAAAUUAGUACAGAACAUUAGAUUUUUCAGUGGUUUGUUGAUCAAGGAGCUCCACUUUACGCAGUGUCUUCAAGAAACUAGCACAUACUUUGCAUCAAGAUAGGUAUGCCCUUCCCCUUCCCUUUCUAACUUUACUUUUAACUCACUUCCUCUAAAUUUUUGGGAACAGGGAUUAUUUUACACUUUAGAUCAAGGUGUGUUUGUGUUGUGAGAUUUGCUGCCUGCUUAUUUUGUAACUUUGGUGUCCAAAGCAGCACCCAUUUCAUUUUCAUUAUCAUUUUCAUUUUGUGUAAUAAACCAAUUCUCCUUCCUCUGGCGUGAGAACUUCUUGUGGGUAUAAGGUUACGGUUAAACACCUUAACAACAAACACAUGUUGUAAAUAGCAAAAGAUCCCCAAAGUCUCUUGGCUUAAUAUUAAGUGUGCCCAUAAGACAACACGGGUUCUGGACACAGGUGCAGGUGUUAAAUGCACCUCUUGUAGCACAUGGACUUCAGUCCAUUGAAUAUGUGCAUUAUGCUGAGCUAGAGUUAGAUGCAAACAGUAUUUUUUGGAGGGCUGGGGGAAUUGCAAGCAGUGAAAUGGAAUGCAGAAAAGUACAGAUGGUGAUUUAUAUAAUUGUUGUUGCUGUUUAGUCGUUUAGUCGUGUUCGACUCUUCGUGACCCCAUGGACUAGAGCAUGCCAGGCACUCCUGUCUUCCACUGCCUCCCGCAGUUUGGUCAAACUCAUGUUUGUAGCUUCAAGAACACUGUCCAACCAUCUCGUCCUCUGUUGUCCCCUUCUCCUUGUGCCCUCCAUCUUUCCCAACAUCAGGGUCUUUUCCAGGGAGUCUUCUCUUCUCAUGAGGUGGCCAAAGUACUGGAGCCUCAGCUUCACGAUCUGUCCUUCAAGUGAGCAUUCAGGGCUGAUUUCCUUCAGAAUGGAUGCGUUUGAUCUUCUUGCAGUCCAUGGGACUCUGAAGAGUCUCCUCCAGCACCAUAAUUCAAAAGCAUCAAUUCUUCAGCGAUCAGCCUUCUUUAUGGUCCAGCUCUCACUUCCAUACAUCACUACUGGGAAAACCAUGGCUUUAACUAUACGAACCUUUGUUGGCAAGGUGAUGUCUCUGCUUUUUAAGAUGCUGUCUAGGUUUGUCAUUGCCUUUUCCCCAAGAAGCAGUCUUUUAAUUUUGUGGCUGCUGUCACCAUCUGCAGUGAUCAUGGAGCCCAAGAAAGUAAAAUCUCUCAUUGCCUCCAUUUCUUCCCCUUCUAUUUGCCAGGAGGUGAGUUAUUCAAGUUAUUCUGAGUUAUUCAAGCCCCUUUGCCAUGGCAAGGCAGUGAUCCACGAAGGGGACUUAUAUAAUUAACUCUGGUCAAUAAAACAAAGCAGUUGUGAAUGUUUUGUGAAUGACCACAGUUAAUUGUGCAGUUAUUACUGGACUUUUCCGCAUUUCAUUUCCUUUUAUUUUGCUUACAGUUCCAACCCACUAUCAUGUGCAUAUAUUCCUGGUGCAUCUGAUGAAGUAGACUUCAGUCAUGAGACCAGAAGAAGCCCUUUGCUGGAUCAAGCCAAAGUUGGCCCAGUUAGUCCAGGACUUCAUUUUCAUAGUGACCAGCCAGGUUCCCAUGGGAAGCCUGCAAGCAGGACCUGAGCAGGACCCCCCCCCAAUUUGAACUAGUGGUCAAAGGCCUAAUGCCACAUGGAAGCUUAUUCCAUAAUUGUUGGCAUCCGUCUGUCUUGGGAGACAAUGGAGGAGUGCACUUUUGGGGAUUAUGUCAAUCCAUUGGAGAGUUAUAGCACCUGCUGUGGUUGUAGAGAUCAGUGCUGGAAAGACAUGUUCAGUCCCUCCAAGUGUCCCUAUUUUCCAGGGACGUCCUUGAUUUAGAGAAGCCCUGUCCCUGUUUCUGAUUUGACCCUGGAAUGUCCCACUUUGUUAAUGAUGAUGAUAAGCCCCACUCUUGGCGGCUUUACACAGAACAUUAAAAACAGAAUAAAACUUCAAACAUUUAAAACAUCCCUGAACAGGGCUGCCUUCAGAUGUCUUCUAAAAGUCAGAUAGUUAUUUAUUUCCUUGACAUCUGACGGGAGGCGUUCCAAAGGGCGGGCGCUACCACUGAGAAGGCCCUCUACCUGGUUUUCCCUAUUUUCAUUGGAGAAAUGUUGGAGUUAUCCAGCCCCCAAGCCUUCUGAAGGCAAUCCUGUAUAGGGAAGUUUUUGAGUGUUUUAUUUUGUUUUUAUAUAUGUUGGAAGCUGCUCAGAGUGGCUGGGCCAACCCAGUAAAAUGUGUGGGGUAUAAAUAGUAAACUUACCAUUAUGAAAUGGGAUGUCCCUAUUUUUAUCAGAGAAAUGUUGGAGAGGAUGCAUGAUUUGUUGCAGCUAGGGAAACUGAGGCGUCCAGUUCUGCUGCUGCAGGUGCCCCAUGGCGUUUCUUCUCUCUGCGCUCCUCCACGUGGUUAUUCCUCCUCUGGUCACUGCUAUGAAUACAUGACCUGACUCUCUACAUGCCGUGAAAGCUGAUGCCGUAAUACAUCUUUGUUGUAAAUGUAUUCAGGUGUGCUUAACUAAAACAGCCCUGCCAAUAACUGCUGAUACUCAACAGAGAUAGGCCAGAUUUAAGCCUUAUCUGGUAUUGUGGGAUCUUCCUGUUCAAGCAUCUUUCACAGAUGUAUUCAACUAUCUGGAGGAAAGGGGCAAUCUCAGAAGAUGGAGCAGACUUGCUCUCUGUUGCUGCAGAAGGCAGAGGGUGGACAUCUUUUCAAGGUAGCUGAUUUUAGCUGAGGAUUAGAAGAAACUUCCUAAUACCAUGAGCUACCGAAUAGUGACGCAGACGAUGCAGAAGGUAGCAAGCUGUCCUUCAGGUAGAGACUGCGUGGCCAUCUGUCAGGGAAGCUAUAGUUGUAAGAUGUCUAAUUGAAUGUGGGACUGGAGUAGAUGAUCUCCAAGAUACCUUCUGACUUUAAAAUUCUGUGAACUCAGGUUUGGGAACACAGUUGGUUCAGGGAACUGGUCAUCUCUAGUAUCUGGCUGCAUCUUGAGAUGCAUUUUACCACAUGCUCACAAGAAAUGUGAGGGAGCCAGACUGUGGUAACCUGCACUAGGUAGCCAGGUGCAACAGAUUACCAGAUUCCAUAAAAUAUUUCCACACCAAGUAACCAUUUGGGGAACAGGUGUAUUUAUUUACCUAUAAAGCUGUGCAGGUGUAACAAAGUGUGUCCCCUAGUUGUGAGACCAUCUGGUAAUACAGUAUUUUUUGCACUAUAAGACGCACCAGACCACAAGACGCACCUAGUUUUUGGAGGAGGAAAACAAGAAAAAAAUAUAUUCUGAAUCUCAGAAGCCAGAACAGCAAGAGGGAUCGCUGCGCAGUGAAAGCAGCAAUCCCUCUUGCUGUUCUGGCUUCUGGGAUAGCUGCGCAGCCUGCAUUUGGUCCAUAAGACGCACACACAUUUCCCCUUACUUUUUAAGAGGGAAAAAAUGAGUCUUAUAGAGCAAAAAAUACGGUAUAUUGAAUCAGUUUGGGAUUCCUAAACAGUCAAUUCUGAGAAUUCUGGGUCACUUCCAUUUAUUACCCGUGGCUCCCAUUACCUUCAUAUACUACAAGGACCUCCAGUCACAUAUUGAGAAGGUAUAGUUCUUCCACCAGCAAUAUAGAGGCAGAAAUAAGUGCAGACCUCUAAACACCCCACUGUCUUCAACCCCCUUCCUCUGCAGUUGUUGGAAACAUGUCAGAGCUGGAAAAAACUUUCCGCAAAUUUGCCGUGUACGGGGAUACGAGCAGCAGCGGCAAUGAAAUAACGGGCAAGAACUUCUCCAAGAUGUUGAAGGAGUGUGAUGUGAUGGACGGGAAGUUUGUGACCAGCACUGACGUGGACAUUGUCUUCAACAAAGUCAAGUGAGCCAUGGGGUGGGAGAGGCAGUGUCUGGUGAGGAAUGCUGAGACCACAGGGCAAGGACACUAUAUUAAGUGGUCACUGCAAGGCUCUGGCCCAGAAAUUGCACUUUCUCAGACACCAAGCCUUUAAACUCUGCAAGUAAAAAGUUAGUGUAUUAAAUCUUAGGACAGGAGUACCCAAACUUUUUAAACAGUGGGCGAGUUCACUGUCCCUCGGACACUGUUGGGGGCCGGACUAUAAUUUGAAAAAAAUAUGAACAAAUUCCUAUGCACACUGCACAUAUUUUAUUUGCAGUGCACAAAACCAAUGAGACCAACCCUUCCCUUUUAUGUUGCCUGAAAAGCAGGAGUGUACCCAGGGGUUGGCUCCAGUAAAAGGCGCAGACCCUUGGGAGCACAAAAAUUGCACCACUCUAUUCUGGCUCAUCUCCGGCAAGGAUGCAAGGGACCGAUACAGCUUCUUGCCAAGGGCACAAGGGAGCCUAGGUAUGCCUCUGCUGAUAAGCCAGCUCUACCGGGUAGCAUAGCAGCUGGACUCAUUGCUCCUCUCUCACACCAGCCUUUUCUUCUGCCUUGUCCCAUAUUUAACUGACUUGUACAUGGUGACAGCAGCACCCAACCCACCUGGGUAAAGUCCAAAAGUUCUCAUGUGCUCUGGAGGAAAAUCCUUUCCCCUUCGUUCCUCUUGUCAGAAUUCCUCCUUGCCAGGAGACUGAGCGCAUGGUGAGGCUUCUGCAGCUCCUCACACUGAGGUAAAUCUGGCACGGUGAGGUGUUUCUGUUGAAAAGAACAUGCGCACGCGAGCGUUCUUUUCAAGGAAAUUCCUUGCCAUGCCGGGUUUACCUCAGUGCGCGGGGUCUGCUCAGUCAGUCCCUGUGUGCUGGUGUGCUGAGGGCCGGAUUUAUGAGCCUGGCAGGCUGGAUCCGGCCCUUGGGCUGUAGUCUGGGGAUCCCUGCCUUAGGAGGUUAAACUCCCCCCCCCCAAAAAAAAACAACCCUAACCCACUGAAGAUUGAGCACACUCAGAGGCCACAAAAUGCUGUUUCUCUUUGGAAAAGACAUCUGAAGGCAGCCCUGUUUAGGGAAGCUUUUAACGUUUGAUGCAUUACUGUAUUUUAAUAUUUUGUUGGAAGCUGCCCAGAAUGGCUGGGGAAGCCCAGCCAGAUGGGUGGGGUAUAAAUAAAUUGUUGUUGUUGUUGUUGGAUAUAAAUAAAUUGUUGUUGUUGUUGUUGGGUAUAAAUAAAUUGUUGUUGUUGUUGUUGUUGUUGUUGUUAAAAGGGUGGAAUUCCCUGUGUAGAGGAAAUAAUGGAAUGGAAUAUCCUAGAAAAAGGUGGGCUAGCUUGCUGGAACCCUGAACAGGAGCACUCUUAAUCCAAUCCAAAUCUUUAUUACAGACAGACCAGCAUAUAGGAACACUCUAUGCAGCAACAUUUUGUUGUAGGGCCCACUUGUUCCUCCAUAGUCUGAUAUAGUGGCAAAGAAUGUGCAGUAUGGUUUGGGUAGUUCUAGGUUAAAAUAUCACCUCAGGCAUAAUCAAGUCACUCUGCUUUCAGCCUCAUCCCUACUACUGCAAUAUGGGGAUGAGAAUAAUGGGCCGUUGAGAGGAUUACUGAGGUAAUCUCCUGUGCAAAACACUUUGCACACUUGAAAUCUACAAUAUGAAAUUAUUAGGCCAUUUCACACAGAACCCAGUUAUGGCAAUAUUUUCACCCUCCAUUCUGAUUUGUGGUAUGAAGAAACUGUUUUGAGCAGAGCUGAGACAGCCUUCUCAGCCACAAAGCAUCAAAGGGUCUUUGACUCUUUAACUCGCCUCGCAGGGUUGUUGUGAAGAUGAAAUGAGAUAAGGAACUGCUCCAAGAGCCUUAGAGAAAGGGUGGGGCACAAAUGUAGUUGAACAAAUCAAAUAGCCGCAGAGGCUAUGAGCUAACAGCGUUCUCCCUCUGCAACCUUAAGGACCAAAGGGGCCCGCAACAUGAACUACAUCGAGUUCCAGCAAGCCGUUAAGGAACUGAGCAGAAAGCGCUUCCAGGCAAAGUCCCCAGAGGAGGCUUUAUUGGCCACAUACCAGCUGAUGGAGGGCAAAGAACCAGCCAGCACGGGAACAGUGAGUGUGGCUCUCCUAUGAAAUGGGAGCAACCACUUUAAAAAUAAAUAAAUAAUGCAUUUAAAUUAAGUCAUUUAGGGAAUAUAUAUAUAUAUAUAUAUAUAUAUAUGGACACACACACACACACACACACACACACACACACACACACACACAUAUAUACAUAUACAUAUACACACUCUGCAUUUCUGUGGGAGGGCAGGGGAAAUGUACAGAAUGCAGUACUGAGAAUCCUAGCUUUUUUUUUUUUUUUAAAGAAAAAAAAGUUUACAAUCCUUAUGGCUGGGAAUGUAUGGCCAAAAACUGUAGGAACAAUAACUCCUACAAUCUCAGAAGGAAUUAAGAUGGGGAACAAGGCUUCAGCGCCCUGCAUAAAUCAAAAUAAUUUAUGUAAAAUCGCAAGUCCGUAGCAGAAAUCAUUCAAAAUGAGAGAAUAUUCAAAUUCCACUUGAUUUGCCUAAUUAAUAAAGGCUGCAGAAUUCACCUCUCGGUGCAGAAUUUGGAUAGGAAGGAAGCUGAAGCAUUGGCCUACUGACCAGCACGGGAACUUCUUCAAAAGUGCCGCUGAAGAGGGGUUUAUCCUGAAAUGAUUUGGGCCUCGCAAUUUUUGCUGCAGAUUUUGAAUAGCUUGUACCUGUUUUUAUUUUUGCACAUCACAUGCCAUCCCGCUUUCAGUGCCCUACACAAAUGCGAAAGGCUUAGAGUUUAGACACUAUCUCUGAGGGACGAGGCAACGAACACAUCCACGCAUUCCCCCACCUCAUUAUUUUGCAUUUUUAAGCAUCAGCUCAGCAUUAACCCCUCCUUCCAAGCACCACCACUGCACCACUGACUUUCCACUUGCUUGUCUUGCAGAAAUCAACCGCGGCUAGUGUUGUGGAGAGGCUGACAGACACCAGCAAAUACACAGGCUCCCACAAGGAACGGUUCGAUGCAACUGGCAAGGGCAAAGGGCUGGCUGGGCGUACGGACCCGGUUGAAAGCCACACCGGCUAUGUCUCUGCCUACAAGGGGGCUGGAACCUACGACAAGUACCACUAG
Messenger RNA from Podarcis lilfordi (Lilford's wall lizard), 11577 nucleotides. NCBI's taxonomy places the organism in Eukaryota, Metazoa, Chordata, Lepidosauria, Squamata, Lacertidae. The record is from the annotation of a GenBank genome assembly.